Molecule: messenger RNA, 1670 nt
Organism: Lutzomyia longipalpis
Lineage: Eukaryota; Metazoa; Arthropoda; Insecta; Diptera; Psychodidae
Exons: 2
Coding region: 859-1542 (227 amino acids)
Source: RefSeq, a predicted model, not a curated record
UUCCUUUUUACCCCAAGGUUGGGGUCAAAAGGUACAAGGAUUCUUCUUAAGAUUUUGUUGAUUUUCAUGACUUAAAUUUGAAAUAUUUCCAUUAAAACACCUCGUUUUUAAUUUAUAGUUUAUCUGGUUUUCAAGUUAAAUCUUCAAAAUCUUCUGUUUCUCUUCCUAUUCACCCCAUUUAACAGUAUUAGAUUUCAUAACGACAUUUUCAAUUAAAAUCUAAAAUGUUUGAAACUGAUUGAACCACAAAAAACUCAUUGAGAUCACAAGAAAGCUUGCAUUAUGCGAUGUUAUAGCACUAUGGUAGCAUCUAUAUCAGUGCUAUAGUGUUGAUAAAGAGACCACUCACAUUGAUAAAAAGAAUUUCAACGUCACCAGUCAUAUCAAUUGGUGCUUCUUAUCUAAUAAAACUCUGCAAAAUAAGAGCGGUCUGAGCGGCAACUUUGGGAUGAGCUUUCAGUGCGUGGAUUUGGAUAAAAAAAUUUUGUAUGUGAAAUGCCAUCUCUCGAUGAGCUCAAUGGUCUUUUACGCCAGGCCAGCGCACUUGAAUGGGUGAAUGUGAGUGAAAGUUCAUGCAGAGAAGUCCAAUGGCAAAGAAACCCCCUCCUUCCUUAUGAAACUCACUCAACAGCAAAAAUCAUCCAAGAGUAGGUAUCACAUAGUUGAGCAAUGAAAAUUAUGUGGUAGUCUCUUUGUGAUGUUGUGCAAUUAGUUGAGGCAGCACUCGCUGGGACUUGCAACAUAAAAGUUCAAAUAGAUUUAUUCUAAUUCUCAAUGACCUCUACCUUAUUCCUGGUCAGUUUGCUGGACAAAUAUUAGCCACAUAGUGCCAAACAAAGUGCUCAUUCGCGCAGGUUGAUGGUGUAUUUGAGUGGGGAGGGUAGUGUUGAUGUAAUACCACACCUCACAGAGUCUCCAAAGAUUUGCAACCAUUGGAGUUUUCGGUGGUUUUUAGCUUCAAGACAUUUCGUGAAGUGCAAGAAACCAGACAAGAUGUAUCUCGGUGUGGUGAUCAGUGCAAUUUUUGUGGCUACAAGAGGUGCUGUUGCUGCUCCAUUUGGUGGAAAGGAUUUUGGUGGUGGCAGUGGUGGUUUAGGUGGAUCAGCAGAUCUCACGGCUGGAUUGCAAGCAAAAGUCGGACAAUUAACCAGCGUGGCUCAGAAUGCCGUUCAGACGAAAAUUCAAACGAUAGGAAAUUUAAAGGGUUCCUUCUCGAAUCAAGAACACGUGCCUGACUACUCUCGUCAAGAAUACGAAGGGAUCCCCUCAAAGGGGCUCUCAAUCUACGACAAUCUUCACGCAAAAUUCGGCUCACUGACCAAUGCUCAGCCAAUUGUAGACAAUAUCCGCGAAGAGGACAAAUAUGGGAAUUCUGGGGAUAAAUUCUAUCCCGUUGGCAGGAAGAUUGUUGAUGGCUUUGAAGGGUUCUCCAACAUCAUCAAUAAAUUCUUCGAAGUCCCACGGGAGAUCACGAGACAAAUAUCUCGUGGUAUUACCGAUAAACUCAAUUCAGUGGGAUCCAAAAUUGUUGGGCUAAUGUAAGAUGUUUUUUGGGUGUGAAAAAGUUAUGCAGAGUGGAGAAAAUUUUAUGACCAUGAAAUGUUAUUUUCUUCCUCAAAGAAAAAAAAUCACCGAAAUACAAAAUAAAGUGCCUGAUUAUUUUAAUCUCA